AUGGGAGGUGAUUUUUAUGCGUUCUCAUUACCUGGACGUAGUACGAUGACGUUAUAUUUGCUACCACUUGGAGCAACAAAUGAAACAAUAUCACAAAGCUAUGACGUUCACAGUGUUUCACUGAAAGUGAGACAGAAGAAUAAAAUAAUAAAUAUUAAACAAGAUAUGAAGGCCGGUUCAUUAUGGCAGUACAGAGAACGUGUGGAACAGACGAUAUCGAUAUGGAUUCAUGAUGAAUUGAAUAAUACCGAUGUUAGAAAAAGCGUGCAAAAUAAUUCGAUUAUUAAAAUAGCUCGAAUGAUUGUGAUUGCUUCGAUUCGGGAUAUUGCAAUAGCGGGAACAAAGAAGAAUGAUUUUGCAUGCUUCAUGCCGACGCCGAUGAUUGUUGAUCGAUGUGCCAGAUUAACGAAUCCCACGUAUCAUCCAGCACGUCAAGCGUUUGCUCAUAAUUUACUAUUCACAGCACCAUCACAUUUAUGUCCAGAAGAAACGAUUGAUAUCAAAAGUGAUUUGACAACGGAAUGGACGUCAUUAUCAGUGAAAUGGGAUGAAGACGUGGAGGAAGUCAGUAUGAAGAAGAUAGGUGAUAAAAGCAAAUUUAUCAUGCAAUCUGGGCGAACGAUGAUGAAUAUUAUCAAUUACGGAGGCAGUAAUGGAAUAUAUCUGCACGAGAUUCCCGAAUAUUCUCAAUGGAUCAGUGAUGAAUCAUUUACGACAUGGGUACCGCCAGGUUUCAUCGGCGCCGCAUACGCAUUAAUGGCAUCGGGUGAAACACCGAGCAAUCUUAGCUUAUACAAGUUAUCCUUAAAUACUCAUAGUGCUUAUCGUCUAAUUCGGCACAUUCUACAACCAAUCUUCGCAGCACCAACCACUAUCGCUCCUUUGACAACAACGACAGUAACAGAAACCGUAACAGCUGAGGACGAAGAAUGCAUUGCUGAUUUUGCGGUAAUCAAUUCGUCAACAAAAUCUCCUACUUCAACAAGGAUCAAAAUGCGAAAAAUUGCAUCUCUUAUGGCACUUUCAAAUAGUUUAUUUGCAAUUUGCAUAUGUUUCAUGGCAUAUAGUGAAAACGAACAAUGA
This is a messenger RNA of Acanthocheilonema viteae, 1083 nucleotides long. NCBI's taxonomy places the organism in Eukaryota, Metazoa, Nematoda, Chromadorea, Rhabditida, Onchocercidae. The record is from the annotation of a GenBank genome assembly.